Antrostomus carolinensis (chuck-will's-widow) is the source of this 960-nucleotide messenger RNA. It is a transcript of the gene MRPL44, whose product is annotated as mitochondrial ribosomal protein L44. NCBI's taxonomy places the organism in Eukaryota, Metazoa, Chordata, Aves, Caprimulgiformes, Caprimulgidae. Gene Ontology annotation, biological process: RNA processing; mitochondrial translational elongation. The record is from RefSeq and is a predicted model, not a curated record. The transcript has 3 exons. Gene Ontology annotation, molecular function: ribonuclease III activity; double-stranded RNA binding. Gene Ontology annotation, cellular component: nucleus; microprocessor complex; mitochondrial large ribosomal subunit. The annotation marks the transcript as partial.
CUCAGAGAAGCCCAACUGGGAUUACCACGCAGAGAUACAAGCUUUCAGCCACCGGCUACACGAAAACUUCUCUUUGGAUCUCCUCAAGACUGCGUUUGUUAAUUCCUGUUACAUUGAAAGCGAAGAGGCAAGACGCCGAGAACUUGGGCUGGACAAAGAAGCGGUUGCUCUUCAUCUCCAAGACAACAGUAAACUCGCUGAACAAGGGGUGUCUUUUUCACGUUCUUACCUGACGCAGUGUUUUGAAGGUGCCUACCCAGAUUUACCUGCAAAGGGCAUAGGAGCACUUGUUGAUUUUCUUACCAGUCAGGAACUUGUCUCUUAUGUGGCUCAAAACCUGUCUGUACAGGACCUGACGCUUUGCAAAGAGUUUCCAGUCCCACCAGAUGUGCUACAGAGGACGUUCUUUGCUGUGAUAGGAGCCUUGCUCGGUAGCAGCGGGCCUGAGAAAACAGGGGUCUUUGUCAGGGAUUUUUUUAUUCCCCAAUUGAUUGGAAAAGACCUGUUCGAGAUCUGGGAAGUUGUAAAUCCUAUGGGCUUACUAGUGGAAGAACUAACCAAGAGGAAUAUCUCUUCUCCAGAGCCAAGAAUUACCAGGCAGUUGGGAGUCACCACAGUUCUGCCACUGUACUUUGUUGGCUUGUACUGCGAUAAGAAGAUUAUAGCCGAAGGUCCUGGUGAAACACUGCUUGCUGCAGAGGAAGAAGCUGCCCGCGUGGCACUGCGGAAGCUGUACGGGUACACAGAGAACAGGAGACCUUGGGAUUACUCGAAACCCAAACAAGGACUGGCAGCUGAGAAGGCUAUCAGCAGUAACUAGAUCAUAAAAGCCAUUUCUAGUUCCUCUCGAGAAUUAAUGGCUUUCAUGCAGAUUAUAGAUGCAUUUAGGAAAGCAAAAUUCAGUUUGGUUUUCUGACCUUAAGUUCUUGAAAUUUGCAAAUCAAAUAUGGUAUUAAAGUA